This is a messenger RNA of Pipistrellus nathusii (Nathusius's pipistrelle), 3918 nucleotides long. The record is from the annotation of a GenBank genome assembly. Lineage: Eukaryota; Metazoa; Chordata; Mammalia; Chiroptera; Vespertilionidae.
AUGGAGCUGGAGGACGGGGUGGUGUACCAGGAGGAGCCCGGCGGCUCCGGCGCCGUCAUGUCGGAGCGGGUGUCCGGCCUGGCCGGCUCCAUCUACCGCGAGUUCGAGCGGCUGAUCGGGCGCUACGACGAGGAGGUGGUGAAGGAGCUGAUGCCGCUGGUGGUGGCGGUGCUGGAGAACCUGGACUCGGUGUUCGCGCAGGACCAGGAGCACCAGGUGGAGCUGGAGCUGCUGCGGGACGACAACGAGCAGCUCAUCACCCAGUACGAGCGGGAGAAGGCGCUGCGCAAGCACGCGGAGGAGAAAUUCAUUGAAUUUGAAGACUCUCAAGAACAGGAAAAAAAGGAUUUACAGACCCGAGUGGAAUCUUUAGAAUCUCAAACAAGACAACUUGAACUCAAAGCAAAAAACUAUGCUGACCAGAUUAGCAGACUUGAAGAAAGAGAAGCAGAACUGAAGAAGGAAUAUAAUGCAUUACAUCAAAGACACACUGAGAUGAUCCAUAAUUAUAUGGAACACUUAGAGAGGACAAAACUUCAUCAGCUCUCAGGGAGUGAACAACUAGAAUCUGCAGUUCAUAGUAGAAUUAGAAAAGAACGCCCUAUAUCACUAGGGCUUUUCCCUCUACCUGCGGGAGACGGGUUGCUUACACCUGACACCCAGAAAGGUGGAGAGACCCCUGGAUCGGAGCAAUGGAAAUUCCAGGAAUUAAGUCAGCCACGUUCUCAUACCAGCCUGAAGGAUGAACUUUCUGAUGUUAGCCAAGGAGGAUCUAAAGCUACCACUCCAGCAUCAACAGCUGCUUCAGAUGUAGGGGUACUUCCUACAGACACACCCUUAAAGGAAGACGCUGAAGGACUUGUGAAAGACGCACCAGAUAAGGCAGACAUAAGCAAGCAUAUUGAAAUUCAAGUAGCCCAAGAAACUAGAAAUGUAUCAACAGGCUCUGCGGAAAAUGAAGAGAAGUCAGAAGUUCAAGCGAUCAUCGAAUCCACUCCUGAGUUGGAUAUGGACAAAGAUCUCAGUGGAUAUAAAGGCUCAAGCACUCCCACCAAAGGCAUAGAGAACAAAGCUUUUGAUCGCAACACGGAAUCGCUCUUUGAAGAACUGUCUUCAGCUGGCUCAGGCCUAAUCGGAGAUGUGGACGAAGGAGCAGAUUUACUAGGAAUGGGUCGUGAAGUUGAGAAUCUUAUAUUAGAAAAUACACAACUGUUGGAAACCAAAAAUGCUUUGAAUGUGGUGAAGAAUGAUUUGAUAGCAAAAGUGGAUGAGCUGACCUGUGAGAAAGAUGUGCUGCAAGGGGAGUUGGAGGCUGUGAAACAAGCCAAAUUGAAGCUGGAGGAAAAGAACAAAGAACUGGAGGAAGAGCUGAGGAAAGCUCGUGCAGAAGCUGAAGAUGCAAGGCAAAAAGCAAAAGAUGACGAUGAUAGUGAUAUUCCCACAGCCCAGAGGAAGCGGUUUACUAGAGUAGAAAUGGCCCGAGUUCUAAUGGAGAGAAACCAGUAUAAAGAGAGACUGAUGGAGCUUCAGGAAGCCGUUCGAUGGACAGAGAUGAUUCGAGCAUCAAGAGAAAAUCCAGCCAUGCAGGAAAAAAAAAGAUCAAGCAUCUGGCAGUUUUUUAGCCGACUUUUUAGCUCCUCAAGUAACACUACUAAGAAACCCGAACCACCUGUUAAUCUGAAGUAUAAUGCACCCACCUCUCACGUCACUCCUUCUGUCAAGAAAAGAAGCAGCACCUUAUCUCAGCUCCCUGGGGACAAGUCCAAAGCCUUUGACUUCCUUAGUGAAGAAACUGAAGCUAGUUUAGCCUCACGCAGAGAACAAAAGAGAGAGCAGUAUCGUCAGGUGAAGGCACACGUUCAGAAGGAGGACGGAAGAGUGCAGGCUUUCGGCUGGAGCCUGCCUCAGAAGUACAAACAGGUAACCAAUGGUCAAGGGGAAAAUAAGAUGAAAAAUUUACCUGUGCCUGUCUGUCUCAGGCCUCUAGAUGAAAAAGAUACAUCAAUGAAGCUGUGGUGUGCUGUUGGAGUCAAUUUAUCUGGUGGGAAGACCAGAGAUGGCGGUUCUGUUGUUGGAGCGAGUGUAUUUUACAAGGAUGUUGCUGGUUUGGAUGCAGAAGGCAGUCAGCAGCGGAGUGCAUCUCAGAGUAGUUUAGACAAGCUCGAUCAGGAACUGAAGGAACAGCAGAAGGAGUUAAAAAAUCAAGAAGAAUUAUCUAGUCUAGUCUGGAUCUGUACUAGUACUCACGCAGCUACAAAAGUGAUUAUUAUUGAUGCUGUUCAACCAGGCAACAUCUUAGACAGUUUCACUGUUUGCAACUCGCACGUCCUGUGUAUAGCAAGUGUGCCAGGAGCACGAGAAACAGACUACCCAGCAGGAGAAGAGCUUUCAGAAUCUGGCCAUGUAGACAAAGCGUCUUUAUCUGGCAGCAUGACAAGCAAUAGCUCAGCAGAGACAGACAGCCUGCUGGGAGGCAUCACGGUGGUCGGUUGUUCUGCAGAAGGUGUGACAACAGGUGCCACUCCCCCCAGUACCAACGGUGCUUCUCCAGUGACAGAAAAACCGCCAGAAAAGGAAGCGGAAAGUAGUGAGAUUGAUGAAAAUGUUCCAACGGCAGAAGAAGCAACAGAAGCCACAGAAGGCAAUGCAGGGUCAGCUGAAGACAACACGGAUGUCUCCCAGACGGGCGUGUACACAGAGCACGUCUUCACAGAUCCUUUGGGAGUGCAAAUCCCAGAAGACCUCUCACCAGUGUAUCAGUCAAGUAAUGACUCAGAUGCAUAUAAAGAUCAAAUAUCAGUGUUGCCAAAUGAACAAGAUCUGGCGAGAGAAGAAGCCCAGAAAAUGAGUAGCCUUUUACCAACUAUGUGGCUAGGCGCUCAGAAUGGCUGUUUGUAUGUCCAUUCAUCUGUAGCCCAGUGGAGGAAAUGUCUCCAUUCUAUUAAACUUAAAGAUUCGAUUCUCAGUAUUGUACACGUGAAAGGAAUUGUGUUAGUGGCCCUGGCUGAUGGCACCCUUGCUAUCUUUCACAGAGGAGUUGAUGGGCAGUGGGAUUUGUCAAACUAUCACUUGUUAGAUCUUGGGCGGCCUCACCAUUCCAUCCGAUGCAUGACUGUGGUACAUGACAAAGUCUGGUGUGGCUAUCGGAACAAAAUCUAUGUGGUUCAGCCAAAGGCCAUGAAAAUUGAGAAAUCAUUUGAUGCUCACCCCAGGAAGGAGAGCCAGGUGCGGCAGCUCGCGUGGGUAGGUGACGGUGUGUGGGUCUCCAUUCGUUUGGAUUCCACACUCCGUCUCUACCAUGCACACACUUACCAACAUCUACAGGAUGUGGACAUUGAGCCUUAUGUCAGCAAAAUGUUAGGUACCGGAAAACUGGGCUUCUCCUUCGUGAGGAUCACAGCUCUCAUGGUGUCCUGCAAUCGCUUGUGGGUGGGCACGGGGAACGGUGUCAUUAUCUCCAUCCCGCUGACAGAAACAAAUAAAACCUCAGGAGCACCAGGAAAUCGCCCUGGAAGUGUGAUCCGCGUGUACGGUGAUGAAAACAGCGAUAAAGUGACCCCAGGGACAUUCAUACCGUACUGCUCAAUGGCGCACGCUCAGCUGUGCUUCCAUGGGCAUCGGGAUGCCGUGAAAUUCUUCGUGGCAGUCCCAGGGCAGGUUGUCGGCCCACAGAGUGGCGGUAGUGGCACAGAUCUGGCAGGUGACAAAGCAGGGCCCUCUGCACAGGAGCCUGGCAGCCAGACGCCCUCGAAGUCCAUGCUUGUCAUCAGUGGCGGGGAGGGCUACAUCGACUUUCGAAUGGGUGAUGAAGGUGGAGAAUCAGAGCUUCUGGGAGAGGAUCUUCCACUUGAACCUUCUGUCGCCAGAGCGGAAAGGAGUCACUUGAUAGUAUGGCAAGUGAUGUAUGGCAGCGAGUGA